This is a messenger RNA of Myotis brandtii (Brandt's bat), 1108 nucleotides long. RefSeq names its product testis expressed 101 (gene TEX101). The annotation marks the transcript as partial. NCBI's taxonomy places the organism in Eukaryota, Metazoa, Chordata, Mammalia, Chiroptera, Vespertilionidae. The record is from RefSeq and is a predicted model, not a curated record. Gene Ontology annotation, cellular component: plasma membrane; plasma membrane raft. Gene Ontology annotation, biological process: binding of sperm to zona pellucida; regulation of flagellated sperm motility. The transcript is spliced from 8 exons.
AUGGGGGGCCGUCACACCCAGGGUUUGCUGCUGCUCUUUCUCCUCAGAGCCUCCUCCACUCUGGCGCAGCAUCUGUACUGUCACAAGGGCAUAUCCAUGAGCCUGGAGGAGGACCCAAGCGCAUUCAACUGGACCACGGAGAGAGUUGAGACUUGUGACAAUGGAGCGCUGUGCCAGGAAUCCCUGAUGAUGGUCAAAUCCGGGGCCAAGAUGGCACUUCUGGCCACGAAGGGCUGCAACCCCGACGGGAUACCCGCCAUAACGUUGGUCCAGCACUCCCCACCGCCCGGCAUAAUGGUGGUCUCCUACAGUAGCUACUGUGAGCACUCCUUCUGCAACAACAGGAAGAACAUCCCUGAGAUAUGGAAUCCAGAGGUGAUCCCAGCUCCCAAUAUGUCAACAACCUUCCACAGCCCAACCUGUUUAGCUCUUGGAGUCUGUUCAAGUGCGCCUUCUCUUCCCUGUCCCAUUGAUACAACUCAAUGCUAUCAAGGAAAACUUCGGGUUGCUGGAGGAGACAUCGACUCAACUUUGGAGGUCAAAGGCUGUACAUCUGUAUCUCAUUGUGGGCUGAUGUCUGGGAUAUUCACAAUUGGACCCAUGUGGGUAAAGGAAAUGUGUCCAUACCAAUCUCUCAUUCAAUCCCAAAAGGUUGGAAAUGGGGCCACCACCUGCUUUCCCAUUUCAUAUGUUGACAACCUCCUACUGGCCACUGAGAAAGAAGACUGCUGUCAGGCUACACAGAAUCUGCUGCUGACAUUGGACCGCCUCGGAUACCGAGUCUCUGCUUACAAGGCCCAACUCUGUGCCACCAGGGUAACUUACCUCGGAUAUCACAUAGAGGAAGGUUUUGCUGAAAUUGCAAAGCCUCUGUACACGGCCACAGGGGGCAAGGACCCUGACCUAAACUGGACAAAAGUAGAAGGGGCCAAGAUGGCACUUCUUGCCAUGAAGGGCUGCACCUCCAAAAGGAUACCCUCCAUAACGUUGGUCCAGCACUCCUCACUGCCUGGCAUAAUUGUGGUCUCCUACAGCAGCUACUGUGAGCACUCCUUCUGCAACAGCAGAGAGAACAUCCCUGAGAUAUGGAAUCCAGAGGUGAUCCCAG